This is a messenger RNA of Perkinsus marinus ATCC 50983, 1670 nucleotides long. RefSeq lists its product as hypothetical. Bases 18 to 1670 code for a protein of 550 amino acids. Gene Ontology annotation, biological process: snRNA export from nucleus. Gene Ontology annotation, cellular component: nucleus. The record is from RefSeq and is a predicted model, not a curated record. The transcript is spliced from 16 exons. NCBI's taxonomy places the organism in Eukaryota, Perkinsozoa, Perkinsida, Perkinsidae.
AGUGCACCGAUAUAUUUAUGUCAGCAGCGAGUCCUCCGACAAGCACUUGCUGCAGUACGGCAGAUGCUCCUCCGCUUCUUCAGCCUGUUGUCGACCCUUCUUCCCAUCCUGAUUGGGGGUCUAGCAUCACCACACGAUGGAAUGAAGAAGGGGGAAUGUAUUGGAUCGAAGAAGAGAUGAAGUCCAAGUUGUCACUGGUGCCACUUACCGAUCAAGAAACGUUGGACCUGAUCGCUUUACUAGGGCGGAGGCUUUUAGAGAUGGACGUUCACCAGCUUGAGAGGGCCGUGUAUAGGCUUGGCAAGGACAAAUGCAGGCAACUACUCGCCGUAACUGAGGAGAAAAUCAAAAACAAUGCUCCCGAAGAUGCGCUAUACCUAUACACUCAAGACGGCAGCAAGAGAGCGCGCACCCCCGGAGGCGUGUUCUGGAAGAUAAUCAAAACAAGCGAGGAUAUCGAAUCUCAAGAUAAGAGUUUCAUCUUCCGCGGCAAUACAACCAGACAGAACAAGAUUCGCAGGGAUAAGGCGCGCAUCGAUCUCAUCUUCGCCAACCUCAGCUGCUUCGCUCCGUCUGAUCCAAGAGUUCGAGCGAUACGCGAUAUCGUUGCCGCUCUGGGCAUGACAGAAACGACAAUCGCGGAACGAUUGAUAGAAAAGAAGGGUGUCGACUUCGCCCGCUCGCUCCUAGCCGAGAGCCUCGAGCUUUGCUCGGAUGCAUCGAAUGAGAGAUCUGCGGUAGAAGCCAGAAUUCUGAGAAAGAAGACCCAUACGGAGACCGUAGAUGGUGAGGAGGUUGAAGUGAAGCGUACUCCGGGGGGCGUGUUUGCCCAACUCAUCAAGGCAGACGAAAACAUUUCCGCUGAGGAUAAGCUGUACAUCUUCGCUCUUGCUCGCGGUGGGAAGGGCACGGCUCCGCGACGUGGCCAAGGGAGGGGCCGGCCACCUAUGUUCACGAAACAGUACCAGGAUGCCACUUGGAGGACAUGUGGCGGAGUGGGAACUCCUGGGAGGUUUGUUGGAGAUAUGGACUAUGAGGAGCGCGGUGAAGCUCUCCCGUCGGCAAUACCUCCACCUGAGGGGAACAUGGCUGGAUUCAUGAUCCUUCCGGAGGAUGCACCUGAACGUAUCGUCGUACUCGAACUCGCGGCUGGCUUGGGCGUCAACAUGUCGCUGAUACACGUCCACUUCCUUGAGCGCUUGGUGGUGAGGAAAGGCAUAGCAGUCGCUGUGGAGCUCUAUGAGGCGACCAAGAGGAUUGAGAAGGAAUGUGGCGGUCGCUUGGGUGGAGUAGUAACUCGACUGAUCAAGGAAGAUGACAGGUUCACCGAGGAAGACGUUGCGUUCAUCUACAAAGUCGUGCCGUCCCCGGAAACUAAUGGAAACGACGACUCUAGUCCGAUGAAGCAAGUGAUCAACACAGCGGAGGAAUCAGCUCGCUUCAAGCGACUCCUGGCCGAGAUGGAAGUAAUGAAUAGGAUAUGUGUCGGGCUGAAAAUACACGAUCAGCUUAUGGUUGAGCGGAUGAUCCACAGGAAAGGACUCGGAUUCGCGAGUGCUCUUUAUGAAGCAGUAACGAAGAUCGAGAAUAACGGCGGUAUGAUGAGUGAUGACGGGACCAGGAAGAGAACUCCAGCAGCUAUUUUCAUCAAGAUUUUCAAGGAACAGUGA